AGGUUUGUCUUACUUCUGAUACUUGACACUGAAACAUCUACAGCGAGACAACGACUGGCCCACUGGUUAAACAGUAUUACAUUGAUGUUUUCCUCCAUUUAACCACCGAGCCUAUUCAAACAACCACAUAGAAACGAAAUCAUGGCAGAGCUUGGCAUCAAGGCAGGGGACCAGGUGAUGUUAGUGUGGUCUCAGCCCUCAUCACCAGCAGCCCUGAAAGAGUUUGCAGAGGAACUCGGCGCCGCUGUUGGCGCAGAAGGCAAAGUAUCAGUGGAGAACAUGGAGAGAUUACUGAUGUCUUCCCAUUCAGCGUCUACCUUUGACUGGGUGCUCUCUCACCUUCUGGCUGACAGCUCCUCCACGCACAGCUCAGACACUUUGGUAGAAAUGGCCAGAGUGCUCAAACCUGGUGGAAAGCUAGUCCUGGAUGAAGCAGUCACAGGAGCUGAGACCCAGAGUGUGAGGACUGCAGAGAAGCUGAUGUCAGCUCUGAAGUUGUCGGGCUUUAUGUCCGUCACAGAGGUCAGUAAAGCAGAACUGAGUCCUGAGGCAUUAAGUUCCCUCAGGACAGCCACCGGUUACCAAGGAAAUACCCUGUCCAGAGUCCGCGUUUCUGCCUCCAAGCCCAGCUUUGAGGUGGGAUCGUCCAGCCAGAUCAAACUUUCAUUUGGUAAAAAGACACCAAAGCCAGCAGAGAAACCAGCUCUGGAUUCCAACACGGUCAAAAUGUGGACGUUGUCAGCUAAUGACAUUGGUGAUGAUGAUGUGGACCUGGUGGACUCUGAUGCUUUGCUGGAUGAAGAGGACUUCAAGAAGCCAGACCCGGUCUCUCUGAAGGCCCCAGGCUGUGGAGAGGGAGCCAGCAAGAAGAAAGCCUGCAAGAACUGCUCAUGUGGUCUUGCUGAGGAGUUGGAGCAGGAGAGUGAAGGAAAACAGACGUCGAACAUGCCAAAGUCUGCCUGUGGAAGCUGUUACCUGGGUGACGCGUUUCGAUGUGCCAGCUGUCCAUAUGUAGGAAUGCCUGCGUUUAAACCAGGAGAGAAGAUCAAGCUGGACAACAAGACGCUGACAGACGCUUAAGAAAACUGAAUAUACACAUCCAACAGCCCGAUUCAAAACCUACAUUCCCUUUUUUUUUUUUCCUUCUUCUCACGAUCACCCAGUGACAUGUCUGAAGACACAAGCUCCCCCCCUGCAGAAAGCUGUGUUUUCUACUUUUAAGGCUUCACUGUUUGAAAUUGACACAGUAUCUUGUUUCUGAUGUCCUGCUUGUGGCAAGUGUAUAAAUGAAGAAAUGUCCAAAUUUGAUUGAAAUGAAAGUUAUAUUCUGCUGCUGUUCAUUAUGCAAGCUGUGGUGUGAGAAGAACCUGGAGAGGUUGGCUUAGGAAGAACUUAAAAGCACUGAAAUGCAUCUGUUUUUGUUCUUUUCAUUUGAAGUUAUAUUUACGUCUGAUCACUGACAUCAUUACAGUAUAAAAUAGGAACUAUAAUUCACCAAUAAUCACACAGAGGCCCAAAAAUAACCCGGCAUGAUGUCCAAUUCAAGCUUUUUGAUGUAAAUAAAGGCAACAUGUUUGGAAA
Messenger RNA from Labrus bergylta (ballan wrasse), 1581 nucleotides. RefSeq names its product cytokine induced apoptosis inhibitor 1 (gene ciapin1). The record is from RefSeq and is a predicted model, not a curated record. Gene Ontology annotation, molecular function: iron-sulfur cluster binding. Gene Ontology annotation, biological process: iron-sulfur cluster assembly. Gene Ontology annotation, cellular component: cytoplasm. NCBI's taxonomy places the organism in Eukaryota, Metazoa, Chordata, Actinopteri, Labriformes, Labridae.